This is a messenger RNA of Fragaria vesca subsp. vesca, 1515 nucleotides long. Its product is annotated as putative ribonuclease H protein At1g65750-like. The transcript has a single exon. The record is from RefSeq and is a predicted model, not a curated record. Lineage: Eukaryota; Viridiplantae; Streptophyta; Magnoliopsida; Rosales; Rosaceae. The coding region runs from base 1 to 1515 and encodes 504 amino acids.
AUGGGCACACCCAAAGCUGAUGGUGGCAUGGGAUUUAGGGACAUCCAUCACUUUAACCUUGCACUUCUUGCAAAGCAGUGUUGGAGGCUCAUACAAAAUCCUAAUUCCUUAUGGGCGAAAUGUUUGAAAGGCCAAUAUUUUCCCAAGUGCAGUUUUAUGGAGGCAAAGAAAGGGUAUCGUGCCUCUUGGGGUUGGUCUAAUUUAAUUGAAGCAAGAGACUUUUUCAUGGGAGAAGGCUGCUUUUGGCAAGUGUCUAAUGGCAAUGACAUCAAUAUCUGGAAGGACAAAUGGCUGCCCCCUCCUAAUGCAGCUAAGGUGAGGGUUAUUGGUGAUAUUUCGGCUAAUGAUCCUAGUUCGGUGGGCUCUUUUAUUGAUUGGGAUUUGAGAGGGUGGAACACCACUGCUAUUGAUCAUGUCAUUCAUCCACAAGACAUACAGAGAAUUGUUGACAUUCCUAUUGGUGAUGGGGAGGUUCUGGACUGUUUUUUAUGGCCUUGGAAUAAAAUCGGUGUGUACACAGUCAGAAGUGGCUAUCAUUGGUACCAUACUUCUAUGUCUAUUCCUAGAGCUCCUAGCAUCGGUUCCUCUCACCAGUUUGAUCCCAAGAUAUGGAAGAUUUUAUGGAGCAUCAAAACUCUUCCUAAAGUCAGAAUUUUCUUAUGGAGGGUACUACAUGGGGCAGCUCCAACUAUGCACAGCCUACACAAGAGAAAGAUCGUUUCGAACCCUCUGUGUCCUGUGUGUGGAAAAACAGAAGAGACAUUUGAACAUCUCCUCCUUCUGUGUCACUGGGUUAACCCAAUCUGGUUUGGGUCCCCACUUGGAAUUAGAAUUGAUAAAAGGAAGAUUACUACUUUUGAUAGAUGGCUUAUUAGUAUCUACAAUCACUGCCCAUCUAGUGAAAGGGAAGCUGUACUUACAUUGAUUAGUACUAUCUGCUGGGCCAUCUGGAAAGAGAGGUGUCAUUUUGUCUAUCAACAUAGAGAGGUGUCUCCGCCUUUUACUAUUAGAGCUGCCCGAAAUCUUGCCUUGGAGUUCCGUCAUGCCUCAGCGUCUAUGCGGAAUUCCCGAGUUCCGAGACUGCACAUGCAAUGGCUUCCUCCUCCCUUUGGUCACCACAAGAUCAAUUCGGAUGCUUCUUGGUUCCCACCGGAUCAUACUGGAGUAGGAAUUGUGAUAAGAGACUCGAAUCGGGUCAUGAUUGCUGGCUCUAGCCUUUUGAAGAAGUGUGGAUCGGUUACAGAUGCGAAAGCUGUUGCUUUACUUGUCGGUUCUGAAUUGGUUGCCUCCCUGCAAUUACAAAAUAUCAUUUUCGAGUCGGACUUAGAAGAAGUCAUUACAGAAAUCAAUAAGAAUCACAACAAGGUAAACUGGAGAACUCAUCUCAUCAUCCAACAGAUUAGAAGAAGUUGCUCCAUGUUUAAUUCUUGUAGUUGGGUUUGGAUUCCUAGAGAAGCGAAUAGAGUGGCGCAUGUUGCCGCAUCGCUUGCCUUCAGAAGUGUGGAUCCUUUGUGA